Messenger RNA from Uloborus diversus, 1521 nucleotides. RefSeq names its product alpha-1A adrenergic receptor-like. The coding region runs from base 1 to 1521 and encodes 506 amino acids. Lineage: Eukaryota; Metazoa; Arthropoda; Arachnida; Araneae; Uloboridae. The record is from RefSeq and is a predicted model, not a curated record. Gene Ontology annotation, cellular component: membrane. Gene Ontology annotation, molecular function: alpha1-adrenergic receptor activity. Gene Ontology annotation, biological process: cell-cell signaling; phospholipase C-activating G protein-coupled receptor signaling pathway; adenylate cyclase-activating adrenergic receptor signaling pathway. The transcript is spliced from 2 exons.
AUGGCGCCAACAACGGAGCUUGAGGAUGUUUCAUUGCCCUUAGGGAACAAGAUCAAUGAUAUAGCAAUAAUAAUAAUCAAUCUAACUGAAACGGAAGAACAACCUUGGAAUCUGUCAGAUUGGACCAACAGUUCUUUGAUGAGAGACAGUGAAGUGUACACUUAUUUACAAUACACAGUAAAAACGAUAGUUCUGGGGGCCAUAAUUCUUAUGACUGUUUUUGGAAACUUGUUAGUUUUAAUUGCUGUUGGAGUCACGUCCAAUCUUCGUAGUACGACUAAUAUUUUUAUUGUAAAUCUUGCUAUAGCUGAUCUUCUGCUUGGGUUCUUUGUGUUACCUUUCUCUGCGUACUUGGAAAUUCAUGGUAAGAUUUGGAUCUUUGGUGAAAUGUUUUGCACUAUAUGGGCUGCGCUCGAUGUCCUUUGUUGCACUGCUUCAAUAAUCAGUCUUUGCGUCAUCAGUGUUGAUCGCUACGUGGGCGUAACCCGCCCGCUAGCUUACUCCAAUAUCGUAACUCACUCUCGAGCUUGUUUUGCUUGUCUAGCUGUGUGGUUGGUCUCAAUGGCGAUAUGUAUAGGUCCCUUGUUUGGUUGGAAGAGUUCCACUAAAACUCCGAAUGUUUGUGAAGUCAACAAACAGCUUGGGUAUGUGCUCUUUUCGGUCACUUUCUCGUUUUACUUACCAAGUUUUGUCAUAUUUCUCGUAUAUUUCCGAAUCUACAAAGCUGCUGUCAAGCAGACCAAGUUUUUGGAAACUGGCGUCAAAGUAGUCAAGUCCGCUGGACACGAGACCACCAAGGAAUUGACCUUGAGAGUUCAUGCUGGAGCCCACCAUGUACUAUCUUCUGCUGCUCGAAACGGACCUUAUUCAGAUAAGACCAGUAUCAAGAUGACUAUGGCAAACUUGCAAGGACGUCUGGCUAAAUUCAAAAGACAGAAGAAGGCUGCUAAGACUCUAGGCAUUGUUGUAGGAGUGUUCAUAUUAUGCUGGUUCCCGUUUUUCUUCAUUCUACCUCUUGGAACCCUGUGUCGCCAAUGCUACAUUCCCGAGUUAUUGUUCGACGUCUUCUUCUGGACAGGAUACUGUAACAGCUGCUUGAACCCCAUCAUCUACGCCUGUUCCAGCCGCGACUUCAAGAGAGCGUUCCUUUCGUUGCUGCACUGCGCUGGGCUGGGCUCCGACCGCGACCUGCAGUCCUUCCGUGCUCGUACCAUCAACUUCACUCUGCGCAGUACCCGUCGCGCCCCUCCGGGAGACAAGAAAGAGACGUCGGCCGGCGGGCCAGAGAAGAUGACCUUCGACGUGACGAAGUUGCCACCCCUGAUCCAGCCCCAGUACUCUCUGGACAGCGAGAGUCCAGGCAGCCUGAACGAGAACAACGGGGAAGAAGACGAGCUGCCCCCUUCCUACCAGAGCAUUGCGGCCCCGACCAUCGCCGAGGCCAUCAAGAGAGUCAACUCCGUGAUUCGAGCCGGAUCCGGCACCGACACCGACUGCACCGUCAUUGGAUCGUCCGAGUGA